This is a messenger RNA of Acipenser ruthenus (sterlet), 2410 nucleotides long. Its product is annotated as protein FAM110A-like. The record is from RefSeq and is a predicted model, not a curated record. Lineage: Eukaryota; Metazoa; Chordata; Actinopteri; Acipenseriformes; Acipenseridae. The coding region runs from base 936 to 2090 and encodes 384 amino acids. The transcript has 2 exons.
UGGGCAUGGUUUAAACGCAGUUAGAAGAGGAGGAGACGCGGUAGCAAGCAGAGGGAGGUUGAUGAGCGAAAGUACUCACCCAUUGCGCGCAGUACAGUAUAUUGUUGAUACGAGGCGGGCAGCGGCAGGCUUACAAACAUCCCUGUCACCAACCCUGAGUAAGAGGGACUAGAUAAGUGCCUGGCUGAGCCGAGGCAAGACGCACUCAUUAAACUGGAAGAACGGAACUGGUGAGACACACGAGCGUACAUGUGGAAUUGGAAUAGAAGCAGAGGAGGAUGACUGAGGCAGCGUCACGCAUGGACAAGACUCCUCUUUGGAAAAGCGUUCUUUCCAGGACAGGCCUGUGAAGCCUGUUUUGUCUGUCACCUUUCCAGUGGAGAAAAUUAUAAAUCAAUUGCCAACAAAGUUUGACAACAAAUACUCCAGAGACCACAGUCUGGACUGAAGAAAAUACAUAUCCACCGAACAUUGUACUCUGAAGAGCUUUCUGCUAUUUCUGUCAUUGUUUGUGUUGUUUUUCUGUGGGAAGCAGGCUGCUAAUUUAGGAACAAUCUUGGAAGAAAGAAAAAAGGACUGCAAUUAUCGGAGUGCCUCUACAACUACUGAAUAUAGAUAUCAAUUUGUAUAGCAGCUCAAGAGCCCAACAAAGAAACUCAUUUUAGAAAACCCACUGUGAUAUUGUGGCUGUGUGAAUUGCUACUCUUCUUUAAUGCCGCAUUUCCUAGAUUUUGACUCUGGGGACAUUUAGGGCUGUGCUCUUAGAGAGAGAGAGAGAAACAAGGGAAAAAAAGGAAAGCCUGACUUGCAGAGUGAAAAGGACCUUUCUUCAAUAGAGGACACACGGACUGCAAACUUUGCCUGUCUCUUACUUUGUCGCUGGAUUUGACCUAGACCAUCCUUUGCUUUGAUGUCUUUACCUAGAGCGGCUGAAAAUGAAGCCACUCACGCCAAUUGGUUCCCCGUCUCCACUGCGGCUUCUGAACAAGGGCCCCGAGUACCUGCGCAGGCAGAUGGACAGCGGCAGCAGGGGGCGUUCGGUGAGCGCCGUGGAGCAACUGGAGGCUGACAAGGCCAAGUACGUGAAAAGCCAGCAGGUGAUCAACACCAAGCAGGAGCCAGUGCUUGUGCCUUGUGCUACUCCCCCACCGCAGCCGAGAAGACCCUUCACAGUGCCACACGCCACAACCCCUCUGCAGCCCAGGAAGUUCAGCGCUCCCUGUGCCAGUCCCUCACCCCUGCCCAGGAGAUCCUUUAUCCUCUGUGAUGACGACGUCUUCAAAGACCUGGAUGCCAAGAAGGAGAACCGCAGCUUGUUGGUGCACAAGAGUAUCAGGAACAUCCAGGUCACCCCUUCGGUCCAAAACCCCCCGGUUCUACGUAGAAGCACUGGCAAGAGAAUGCUGAGGCCAGACUCCCUGAUCAUCUACAGGCAGAAACGGGAGUGCAAUACCUCCAGCAGGGAUACCAAAGGGAACAGCUUUGUCAAGCGCUUGUUUCAGGGCUCCAUGAGGGAGAAGCACACCCCUGAGAAGCUCAUCAUCAGCGAAGAGAAGUCCCCCUCGAAAGAGGAGGAUUCUCGGAUGUCUUGGGCCAACGAAAAGGAGAGCCCCAAGAGUGACCAAAGUGAAAGGGAACUCUUCGUAGCCCCUAGCACCCCGCAAACCUCGGAGAAGAGAGACAAAGAGACAACCGACACUGGCGAUGAGUCCAGCAACCCAGCCAUUUUAAGGAAAACAGGGCUUCAGCGAUCCAAGUCGGAGUUGUGGUUGCGGUACUCAUUGGACUUGUCCGAGAAAGAGCAUUUCUUCAGCUACUGCGGGCUGGACCUGGAGAUAGUGGACAGAAUAGGGCUGGAGAACUUCUACACGGCCAGCUCGGAUACCGUGUCUCUGCUGCUGCGGAGCGCCAGCAUGGGCUGCUCGGAACCCAGCGAGUUCUCCCGCCGGAGCGGGGAGGGGCUGUUUGAGGAGGAAGUAACCGAGCAGAGCCCUACUGGGGUAUCUGUGAUCGAGCGGAACGCCCGGGUUAUCAAGUGGCUUUAUGGGUGCAGGAACGCCAAAGACACUCCCAAAGAAUCCACAGUGUAACAGGACGGCAAGCUGGGACUUUGAAAACGCUGUUAUACUUGGAAACUAAUAUUUUAGAUUCCUCGACAAAACAUGACGACCAUGUGCUGGUAUAUUUAUUUAUUUUUAAUUUGUACCAAUGCGCAAUUUCUUCAUCUCAUCUAAGCCUUACGGAAAAAGAAAGUGUAAAUAAUGUAUUUAUGUUUUGUUGAUUGAGACGUAGACAUCAGAAUGCCCAGCAAUUUAAUCUCCAAAUUUGAAAUGUUCAUAAUUUGAAAUGCAGGCUGUAACUGAUGGAAACAACAAAAUAAAAUCCAAACUAUUUUAAUAACCACUAUAAA